UGGGAGUCCUGCAGGGCAGGAGGGACUGGUCCCCAUCGGGGAAGGGCCUGCGUCCCCACCGUGUCCCGGCUGGAGCGGCUAACCAGGCGAGGGAAACCCUGCCCCAUCCUCUGUCUGUUCCCCGCCGGAUCCUGCCCGCGCCCCUGCAAGCUCCCCGUCCCUUUGAAUCUGCCGGCAGGAUGUCUACAUGCUUCUGCCGUGCCUUCAUCGCUGGCUGUUAGAUCCAUAUUUGGUAGCAAUAAUUGUUUACUCCCUUCUCCUCUCUCCCGGAGCCUCGCUGCUGAGAAGGGGAGGGGACAUAUUUUGGGGAUUUUUAUCUUUGCCAGAACCUGUGAGUUGCUCAGUAAAGGGUUUGAAUGCUACAUCUCCCCCCACAAAACGUGGGGUGAAACCCCCGCAAGUGCUAAAUGAACCAGUCAUGGUGCAUGAGCAGCACCAGCCAAGCAUUCAACUUGUUGAAGAGCAGCAGCAGGAAUUUGGUGCUUCCCGAAGUGACAUGUCCCAGCAGAUUUAGGGAAGGGAGUGAAAAAGCUGAGGAAGAGACAACAGGGACCUGUGGGGCGCCCUCAUUUCCAGAAGUGAGCUUUGCUGGCUACUGGGUGGAAAAGACCCCAAAACUCAGCUAUGUUCUCUUGCUUUCCCCUUUCUGCCUGUCCAGCAGUGUAGUGCUGGGCAAGUCAGUUGCCCUGGGAAGCAUAUAUGCCUGAAUCAGGGUACCUAGUGGUUUCCACGGAUUGCGAGAGCACCCAGUACACCCCAGAGCCUGGUUCUGGGGUCCUGUGCCAGAGGCCCAGCUCACUAAGAACUCAGCAGAGGCUGUGGCCUUGUUCCCAUGCCUGCUUGGAAGUGGGCAGUCUGGAGGUGCCACAGUUUGUGCUCCAUUGCUCUGCAGGGCAGGGGAUGCCCAGCAGAAGCAGACAGGCGUGGGGUACGUGUGAAAUGUGGGCAGUUAAAGGCCAGAGCUGGUUCAGCUCAUUGCACUUGAGCAGGCAGGAGGCUGCGCCUGUGAUCCCCCAGCCUGGCUGCCUGUCCCCUGCCCAUUUCCCACGCAGAGCAGGGCUGCUUCCCUGUGAGGGUGAGAGGAUGCUCCUAUCCCAGCCAUGGGUGACAGCUGAGUGGUCGCAGGGGUGCUGUGUCUGGCCUUGCCAGUCACUCAUGCUCCCCAGGAGCAAGCUUGGCCUCAGCAAAAGAGAAGAAACUGCUUUCCCAUCUGACAUGUACGCGCAGCUGGGAAAGAGGAACCAGGCAGAGCAUGUGGCACCAUCACCAGCUGGGGCUGCUGGCAGGUUCCCACGUCUGCCCCCAGUGCCUUCUGUGUCCCAUACUGGACAACCCAGCCAGAACCUGGUCCAGCUUCUUACCAGGUUAAUUUUGACCCUGUUGAUUGUGCAGAUGUCAGCAUACCAGCCAACCCACUGCUGAGAGGCGUUGCAGUUUGGUGGCUUGCUACCCGCCUGGCUGUGCCAGUGGCCACAGUGAUGGGGCCCUGUGUCUGCGGAAAACCCUGGCACUGUAGUGGUUUGCAGCUGAUAAAGCUUCCUGCAGCCAUUUCCCAGUCCAGGGGUGGUCAGGAGUGGGGGCUUUCCCAGGUGAAAUUAGGUAUUGCUGUAAAACCCAAAAAAAAACCAAAAAACCCAAAAACAAACAAACAAAAAACCAACAACAAAAACAAAACAAACAAAAAAAACCCCCACAAAAAACCAAAGGAAAAACCUAAAACCUCAUCUGAAGUAUCCCUUAGAAAGGGCAUAUUAAAAAUAGCAAAAUGGUUGCAUUUGAAGCUUCUUGAGCUUGUUCUAGAAACUCACCAUGAGCGUUCCAGCAGGCUGCAGCUGAAUUUUGGUCGAUUUUUUUUUUUUGGUCAUUUUAAGACACAAACCCUCCUCUGUAGCCGUUACUGCAGCACUGAACUGGGCCGACACAAAUAUAGCAGUUUCGUCACGUGACGGAAAACUCGCUGUCAGUGGUCCCAGCAGAGACGCGGUGGCUCCUCGGGCCAGCACGGCGCUGUUUGUGCUGACCCUGCCUGUGCUGACCCUGUCUUUGCACCUUCACCACUACCCUGGUUUUGCUCACCUAGUGUGGGGUGAGAUCGGAGGAAGCUGCAGCAGCUCCUCGGGGAAGUGGUGGGACCCCACCAAGGCCUCCCUCCCACCCCCUCAUCGUUUUGGGAUCAGUUCAGGAACGUGCCCGUGGUUCAAAGGGUUGCACUCAGCUUGGUGUAAAAUGCAGAAGUGUGUUACUCUGGCUGCUCUGGUGCCCUUUGUGUAGUGACAGCUGAUUGCGAACGGGUGUGCUUGCUCUGGAGGUGAGACAGCACGGAAAUCUGGUGUGUAUUCAUUGAGACUUGGUCUAUUUGGGGUUUUUUGGUUUUUUACUUUCCAGUGGGACAGCUUGAAUUUCACUGUCCUUUUCCUUUACUUUUCUGGUUUGCGCUGCCAGGCUCCCACGCUGUCUCAUCUGUUAUGUCUAGUCCAGCUUUUCCUUCCCCACACGGUUCCAGUCAGGGAGAGGUCUGCAGGCGUUGGGCCCUGCAUUGGUGCCCUCGGAGAAGGCAGAGGAUUUGCAAACCUCAUGUGAUUAAUUGUCACGUUUGCUUGCAAAUCUCCCCAGGGUUUGAGGAGGUGUCCUUAAUGCAGCAGGGAGCAUUUUGGCUUUAGACGCUGCUGUCAGCAAAGUUCAGCUGCUGGAGCGUGAACUUUUCCCGCAGAAUAUGGGAAUUAAAGUGAACCAUUUACCUUUCCUCUGAGGUCUUCCCUGAUGUCAGCAUCUUCCCUGCCCACGUCUGCUGUUUUUUUAAGAGUUUGGGAGUGGGAAGGCUCGAGCAGUCACCUUCCCCAUCUUCCUGGGGGGUCUUGGAAAGCAUGAUGGCCCUUGUGAAGGGUGUGCUAAGGGGUACCUGGGGUGCAGUGCUGGAUUUUGGGUGGCUUUGGGAGGGCAAGAAGAGGAUGCAGAAAUGGCAGUGCAUGGCCUGGCUCCUCUCACUUCCUCUCUGCUGUCCGGCGUCCUCCCCUCCUCUUCCUCUGUGGUCUCUGACCUUGUCGUGGCGGUGGCAUGUUCUCCUUUUCCUGCAGAGAGAUGGAAGGCAGCUUUGUGCUCAACUUGAGAAUAUUUUUAGAUAUAGAGAAGUUAGCCUGGUGACCGCAGCAGCCUACCCUGAAUAUAAAAUACUUGGAAAACCUUUUCCAUGACAGGGUGUUCCUCGUUUGCUCAGCUCACAGCUUUGCUGGUGCUUCUGGAUAGAUGGCAAUGGCACGGGCGGGUGCCUCUGCCACCUCAUUCCCUGUGCCGAUGGGCUCCCUCGCUCUGGACCUAAAAUGCAUUUCAUUCCUCAGCAGCGGAGACAGUGGGGGCCACGGGCCUCCGCAGAAACAUUGCAGAACGGCUCAGGAAUGCAGAGCUGGAGCCGCUCCAUGUGCUGGCGGAGGCGGCACGCUCCUCAGUCCCUGCCUCCCACCCUGCACCACCACCAUGGCUCCGUGGCUCUGCAGGAGCAGGGCCCCUGCCCUCUGACUCACUCCUGGCCAAAACUGGAUGCAGAUCCUGCCUUAGUCAGCUCAGAUCGAUGUUUGGGAUCAGCCCCCACUUGUGUACCCCUUUCCAGGGGAACCGGAGUUGGCAGCACUGUGCAGGGACGCAGAGACUCACUGUGGGCUGCUGCAGCGCAAGGAAGGCUGCCAGCACAUUUUACCCAAGAACCUUCCCAGGCCAGGCUGAGGAUGCACGAUAAGCUUUCCCUGACAGCCUUAAUAGGAAGCCUGGUAGGAGCAAAUCAAUCUAGAAGAGAACAUGCAGAUGUGGUGCAUCCCACACUGUAUCCUCCCACCACUGGGGUUUAAGGACAAGGCAGCUUGGGUUGGCAGAACAGAGGGACUCCCUCCCCAUGAGCAGUCUCUGAGAGAGAGGAAAAGGCAUGUCGUUGCUGGAGAGAAUCAAGCUGGGGCCAGAGGAGGAUUGGGAAUGCUGAGCAGGACAGGGAGCAGUGGGACAGGGGCAGAGGACCCAAUGUAGGGAGCCUGAGGCAUGUGGGAAAGCACUGAAAGCUGCUGCACAGUGGGUAAACCCGAAGGGAAGGGCUCUUAAAAGCUGCGUCAGGCAAGCAGGGGUCUUAUUUACAACCUUCUUCAGUUAUUUCUUUCAUAUUUCACUGCUGUAAGAAUAUCACAGUACUGAUUUGUUGUCAUGAAAUCUGGUGUUUUGGAACCCUGUUGAGGGGCACUUGCUCUGAGUCUGCUCUGGGCAAUUCUUCAAUCCUCAACUCUACAACUCCCUGAAAGGAGAUUGUAGUGGGGCCAGUCUCUUCUACUGUGCCAACAGUGAGAGGACCAGAGGAAAGGGCCUUAAACUGAGAUAGGGGAGAUUCAGAUUAGAUACCAGAAAAAAUUUUCUCACUGUUAGGGUGGUCAGGCAUUGGAAUAGCUUGCCCAGGGAGAUGGUGGAGUCACCAUUCCUGGAGGGGUGUUAAAGAGGCAUCUGGAUCUGGCACUGAGUGAUGUGGUUUAGGGGUUACAGUGACAGUAGUGGGUGGACAGCUGGACUUGAUGAUCUUAAAGGUCUCUUCCAACCCUGAUGAUUCUUUAAUUCUCUUCUGUUCUAUGAAGCUGAUGCUUCAGGCUGGAUCCAGCUUGGUUCCUGUUUCAGAUGGCAUGGUGCAGCUCUGGCGUGCCCUUGCCAUGGCUGGUCCCUUGCCCUGCUGUGCAUCAUCCUGUGCACAGGCUCCCCAACCCUGGGUUUGUGCCAGUAGCUGCUGCCACAGUCCCUGAUCUCUGAGCACUCCCUGGGUGUGAGUGGUGCUUUCCACAGGUAAUUGUAUUUAACGUGUGGGUUCUGUGCCUGGUGCCCUUAUCUUGCCUCCUCGAGCAGCUUCAGGCUUUUCCGUCCCUCUGUGCUCAGGGUGCCAGCUCAGCACGCUCUCCUGGUGACAUGGAGGGCCCUGAUAGCUGGGGCAGGGGCCUGCCAGCUCUGGGUCAAAGCUUGGUUUUCCUCUUGUGGCUUCUGUGUCAUCGCAGGUUUAAUUAUAACUCCUUCCAUCGUGCUGUCCCACAGUCUCUUAUCUUGUGUUCUCCCACAUGCUCGCUUCCUCCUCUCUGGCAGCAUCUCCACUGGGUACCAGCUGCUGUCACUCCCGCAAGCGAGUAAAAUUGGCUUUGGGACCUUGGCACGAGGAGGUGAGGGUCCCCGUGCUGGCUGGAGAUCCCAACAUCUGGAAAGUGGGACCCCCUCACAGGCUCACCAGCACAGUCUACAGCCCUUGCUUGCCAGUAGAAUCUGGGUCCUGGUUUUCAGGCAGCAGGGGUGUCCCAGGAGGAGGAGGAGGAAGGACCCAGUGCACCGGAGGGCUCAGAAGCCAGAGCUCACCCAUCUGUGUCCUCCAGCAGGUGACGCAGGAGUGGGGACAGCCCAGCCGCCACCAUGGUUGCCCUCUCGCUGAAGAUCAGCAUCGGCAAUGUGGUGAAGACGAUGCAGUUCGAGCCCUCCACCAUGGUGUACGACGCCUGCCGCAUGAUCCGGGAGCGGGUGCCCGAGGCCCAGUUGGGACAGCCUAACGAUUUUGGGCUGUUCCUCUCGGAUGAAGACCCAAAGAAAGGGAUCUGGCUGGAGGCUGGGAAGGCUCUGGACUACUACAUGCUUCGCAAUGGGGAUACCAUGGAAUACAAGAAGAAGCAGCGGCCCCUGAAGAUCCGCAUGCUGGAUGGGACAGUGAAAACAGUGAUGGUGGAUGACUCCAAAACUGUCACGGACAUGCUCAUGACAAUCUGUGCCCGGAUUGGCAUCACAAACUACGAUGAGUACUCGCUUGUUCGGGAGAUUAUGGAAGAGAAGAAGGAGGAGGUUACUGGCACCCUCAAGAAGGACAAGACCCUACUGCGAGAUGAGAAGAAGAUGGAGAAGCUCAAGCAGAAGUUGCACACAGAUGACGAGUUGAAUUGGCUGGACCACGGCCGGACCCUGCGCGAGCAAGGCAUCGACGACAAUGAAACGCUGCUGCUGCGGCGCAAGUUCUUCUACUCUGACCAGAAUGUGGACUCGCGAGAUCCUGUGCAGCUCAACCUGCUCUACGUGCAGGCUCGUGAUGACAUCCUGAACGGUUCACACCCUGUCUCCUUUGACAAAGCCUGCGAGUUUGCUGGCCAUCAGUGCCAAAUCCAGUUUGGGCCAUACAACGAGCAGAAGCACAAGCCAGGCUUUCUGGAGCUCAAGGAUUUCCUGCCUAAGGAGUACAUCAAGCAGAAAGGGGAGCGCAAGAUCUUCAUGGCCCACAAGAACUGCGGGAACAUGAGCGAGAUCGAGGCCAAAGUUCGCUAUGUGAAACUUGCCCGUUCCCUCAAGACCUACGGGGUCUCCUUCUUCUUGGUCAAGGAGAAGAUGAAGGGGAAGAACAAGCUGGUGCCACGGCUGCUGGGGAUCACCAAGGAGUGUGUGAUGCGCGUGGACGAGAAAACCAAGGAAGUGAUUCAGGAGUGGAGCCUGACCAACAUCAAGCGUUGGGCAGCCUCACCCAAGAGCUUUACCCUGGAUUUUGGAGAUUACCAGGAUGGUUACUACUCGGUGCAGACGACGGAGGGGGAACAGAUCGCCCAGCUGAUUGCUGGCUACAUAGAUAUCAUCCUGAAAAAGAAAAAGAGCAAAGACCACUUUGGACUGGAGGGGGAUGAGGAGUCCACCAUGCUGGAAGACUCUGUGUCUCCAAAGAAGUCAACAGUCGUGCAGCAGCAGUUUAACCGUGUAGGCAAGGCAGAGCUGGGCUCAGUGGCCCUGCCAGCCAUCAUGCGGACAGGAGCUGGAGGGCCAGAAAACUUCCAGGUGGGCACGAUGCCACAGCCUCAACUGCAAAUCACCAGUGGCCAGAUGCACCGAGGGCACAUGCCUCCGCUGACCUCAGCCCAGCAAGCCCUGACUGGCACCAUCAACUCAAGCAUGCAGGCUGUGCAUGCAGCCCAGGCCACGCUGGACGACUUCGAGACCUUGCCGCCCCUCGGGCAGGAUGCUGCAUCCAAAGCUUGGCGUAAAAACAAAAUGGAUGAGUCUAAGCACGAGAUCCAUUCCCAAGUGGAUGCUAUCACCGCUGGCACAGCCUCAGUGGUCAACCUCACUGCAGGGGAUCCCGCAGACACAGACUAUACUGCUGUGGGCUGCGCCGUCACCACCAUCUCUUCCAACCUGACUGAGAUGUCCAAGGGCGUGAAGCUGCUGGCUGCGCUGAUGGAAGACGAGGGAGGGAAUGGGCGGCAGCUUCUGCAGGCAGCCAAAAACCUGGCCAGCGCCGUCUCAGACCUGCUGAAAACAGCGCAGCCUGCCAGCGCUGAGCCUCGCCAGAAUCUCCUGCAGGCUGCCGGCCUCGUGGGCCAGACCAGCGGGGAGCUGCUGCAGCAGAUCGGGGAGAGCGACACCGACCCCCGGUUUCAGGACAUGCUUAUGCAGCUGGCGAAGGCAGUGGCCAGUGCUGCUGCUACGCUGGUGCUCAAAGCCAAGAACGUGGCUCAGAAGACAGAAGACGCAGCACUGCAGACACAGGUGAUCGCUGCGGCCACCCAGUGUGCCCUCUCCACCUCCCAGCUCGUGGCCUGCACCAAGGUUGUGGCUCCCACAAUCAGUUCCCCAGUCUGCCAGGAGCAGCUGAUUGAGGCUGGCAAGUUGGUGGCCAAGUCGGCUGAGGGCUGCGUGGAGGCCUCCAAGGCGGCCACCAGUGAUGACCAGCUCCUGAAGCAGGUGGGGGUGGCAGCCACAGCUGUCACCCAGGCCCUCAAUGACCUGCUGCAGCACAUCAAGCAGCACGCCUUGGGCGGGCAGCCCAUUGGGCGCUACGACCAGGCCACUGACACCAUCCUCAACGUCACCGAGAACAUAUUCAGCUCUAUGGGCGAUGCAGGGGAGAUGGUGCGUCAGGCUCGUAUUCUGGCCCAGGCCACCUCCGACCUUGUCAAUGCCAUCAAAGCCGAUGCUGAGGGAGAGACUGACCUGGAGAAUUCACGCAAGCUUCUGAGUGCAGCCAAGAUCCUGGCUGAUGCCACUGCCAAGAUGGUGGAGGCUGCAAAGGGAGCUGCAGCCCACCCUGACAGUGAGGAGCAGCAGCAGCGGCUGCGCGAGGCAGCAGAGGGGCUGCGCAUGGCCACCAACGCCGCAGCCCAGAACGCCAUCAAGAAGAAGCUCGUACACAAACUGGAGCACGCAGCCAAGCAGGCUGCUGCCUCCGCCACCCAGACCAUCGCCGCCGCGCAGCACGCCUCCUCCUCCAACAAGAACCCUGCUGCACAGCAGCAGCUGGUGCAGAGCUGCAAGGUGGUGGCAGAGCAGAUCCCAAUGCUGGUGCAGGGUGUGCGAGGAAGCCAGUCCCAGCCGGACAGCCCCAGCGCCCAGCUGGCUCUCAUUGCUGCAAGCCAGAACUUCCUGCAGCCUGGUGGGAAGAUGGUAGCUGCAGCCAAGGCCACCGUCCCCACCAUCACGGACCAAGCCUCUGCGAUGCAACUCAGCCAGUGUGCCAAGAACUUGGCUGCAGCUCUGGCUGAGCUCCGCACAGCCGCCCAGAAGGCUCAGGAGGCGUGCGGACCCCUGGAGAUAGACUCUGCGCUGGGUCUGGUGCAGAGCCUGGAGAGGGACUUACAGGAAGCCAAGGCAGCUGCCCGCGAUGGCAAGCUCAAGCCUCUGCCAGGAGAGACGAUGGAGAAAUGUGCCCAGGACCUGGGGAACAGCACCAAAGCCGUCAGCUCCGCCAUCGCUCACCUCCUGGGAGAGGUGGCCCAGGGCAAUGAGAACUACACAGGAAUUGCUGCUCGGGAAGUGGCCCAGGCCCUGCGCUCGCUCAGCCAGGCUGCCCGUGGUGUGGCCGCCAACACCUCCGACCCGCAGGCACAGAAUGCCAUGCUGGAGUGUGCCAGCGACGUCAUGGAUAAAGCCAACAACCUCAUCGAGGAGGCGCGGAAAGCAGUGGCCAAGCCUGGUGACCCAGAGAGCCAGCAGCGCCUGGCCCAGGUGGCCAAGGCAGUGUCACAGGCUCUGAAUCGCUGCGUUAACUGCCUGCCAGGGCAGCGAGACGUGGAUGCUGCCAUCCGCAUGGUGGGAGAGGCCAGCAAGAGGCUGCUCGCGGAUUCGUUCCCUCCCAGCACCAAGAGCUUCCAGGAGGCGCAGAGCCAGCUGAACCAGGCAGCUGCGGGGCUCAACCAGUCUGCCAACGAGCUGGUGCAGGCAUCACGUGGCACCCCUCAAGACCUGGCCAAGUCCUCUGGCAAAUUUGGGCAGGACUUCAAUGAGUUCCUGCAGGCAGGAGUGGAGAUGGCCGGCCAGUCCCCGAAUAAGGAAGACCAGGCACAGGUGGUGUCGAACUUGAAGAGCAUCUCCAUGUCCUCCAGCAAGCUGCUCUUGGCUGCAAAGGCUCUCUCUGCCGACCCUGCUGCCCCCAACCUCAAGAAUCAGCUGGCAGCAGCGGCACGGGCUGUGACCGACAGCAUUAACCAGCUGAUCACCAUGUGCACCCAGCAGGCCCCUGGCCAGAAGGAGUGUGACAAUGCCCUGCGGGAGCUGGAGACGGUGAAGGAACUGUUGGAGAACCCCACCCAGACUGUCAAUGACAUGUCCUACUUCAACUGCCUUGACAGCGUCAUGGAGAACUCCAAGGUGUUGGGUGAGUCCAUAGCUGGCAUCUCCCAGAAUGCCAAGAACAGCAAACUGCCCGAGUUCGGGGAUUCCAUCCGUGCCGCCUCCAAAGCUCUUUGCGGGCUGACAGAGGCAGCUGCCCAGGCUGCCUAUCUUGUGGGAGUCUCAGACCCCAACAGCCAGGCCGGACAGCAGGGCUUGGUAGACCCCACUCAGUUUGCCAGAGCAAACCAAGCCAUCCAGAUGGCCUGCCAGAACCUGGUGGACCCUGCCUGCACCCAGUCCCAGGUGCUGUCAGCAGCCACCAUCGUAGCAAAACACACCUCAGCCCUGUGCAACACGUGCCGCCUGGCCUCCUCCCGCACCGCCAACCCUGUGGCCAAGCGCCAGUUCGUCCAGUCGGCCAAAGAGGUGGCCAACAGCACGGCUAACCUGGUGAAGACCAUCAAGGCCCUGGAUGGCGAGUUCAAUGAGGAGAACCGGGAGCGGUGCCGUGCUGCCACUGCCCCUCUCAUAGAGGCCGUGGAUAACCUGACAGCCUUCGCCUCCAACCCAGAGUUUGCCACCGUUCCUGCCCAGAUCAGCCCAGAGGGUCGCAGAGCCAUGGAGCCCAUUGUCUCUUCAGCCAAGACCAUGCUGGAGAGCUCCGCUGGCCUCAUCCAGACUGCCCGUUCUCUGGCUGUCAACCCCAAGGACCCACCGCAGUGGUCAGUGCUGGCUGGACACUCACGCACCGUCUCAGACUCCAUCAAGAAGCUGAUCACCAACAUGAGGGACAAAGCUCCAGGACAGCGGGAGUGUGACGAGGCCAUUGAGGUGCUGAACAGGUGCAUGCGGGAGGUGGACCAGGCCUCCCUCGCUGCCAUCAGCCAGCAGCUGGCUCCCCGAGAAGAUAUCUCCCAGGAGGCUUUGCAUAACCAGAUGAUCACAGCUGUCCAGGAGAUCAGCAACCUGAUCGAGCCUGUGGCCGGUGCGGCGCGGGCCGAGGCGUCGCAGCUGGGGCACAAGGUGUCCCAGAUGGCUCAGUACUUUGAGCCUCUCAUUAUGGCGGCCAUUGGUGCUGCCUCCAAAACGCCCAACCACCAGCAGCAGAUGAACCUCCUGGACCAGACCAAAACACUGGCUGAAUCCGCCUUGCAGAUGCUGUACACAGCCAAGGAGGCUGGUGGGAACCCCAAGCAAGCUGCCCACACCCAGGAGGCUCUGGAAGAGGCUGUGCAGAUGAUGAAGGAAGCGGUGGAGGACCUGACCACCACCCUGAAUGAGGCAGCCAGUGCUGCAGGUGUUGUCGGGGGCAUGGUGGACUCCAUUACCCAAGCCAUCAACCAGCUGGACGAGGGGCCCGUGGGUGAGCCGGAGGGCACCUUUGUGGACUACCAGACCACAAUGGUGAAGACAGCCAAGGCCAUCGCUGUGACUGUGCAGGAGAUGGUCACCAAAUCUACCACCAACCCAGACGAGCUGGGCAUACUGGCCAAUCAACUCACCAAUGACUAUGGGCAGCUGGCACAAGAGGCCAAGCCAGCUGCCCUCACUGCUGAGAAUGAGGAGAUCGGCUCCCACAUCAAGCGCCGGGUGCAGGAGCUGGGUCACGGCUGUGCCGCCCUGGUCACCAAGGCUGGAGCCCUGCAGUGCAGCCCCAGUGACGCCUACACCAAGAAGGAGCUGAUAGAGAGUGCGCGCAAGGUUUCCGAGAAGGUUUCUCAUGUGCUGGCAGCUCUUCAGGCUGGGAACCGUGGCACACAAGCCUGCAUCACAGCGGCCAGUGCUGUCUCUGGCAUCAUUGCUGACCUCGACACCACCAUCAUGUUUGCUACAGCAGGAACCCUCAACCGGGAGAACUCGGAGACCUUUGCUGACCACAGGGAGGGCAUCUUGAAGACAGCCAAGGCGCUUGUGGAGGACACCAAGGUGUUGGUGCAGAAUGCCACAGCCAGCCAGGAGAAGCUAGCCCAGGCUGCCCAGUCCUCUGUGACCACCAUCACCCGCCUGGCAGAGGUGGUGAAGCUGGGUGCUGCUAGCCUGGGAUCUGAAGACCCAGAAACUCAGGUGGUCCUGAUCAAUGCUGUGAAGGAUGUGGCCAAGGCACUUGGGGACCUGAUCGGUGCCACCAAGGCAGCUGCUGGCAAAGCUGGGGAUGACCCUGCUGUCUACCAGCUGAAGAACUCUGCCAAGGUUAUGGUGACAAAUGUCACUUCCUUGCUGAAGACAGUAAAGGCUGUGGAGGACGAGGCCACAAAGGGGACACGGGCGCUGGAGGCCACGAUAGAGCACAUACGCCAGGAGCUGGCAGUGUUCUCCUCCCCGGUGCCUCCUGCCAAGGUCUCCACCCCAGAGGACUUCAUCCGCAUGACAAAAGGCAUCACGAUGGCCACGGCCAAAGCAGUGGCCGCUGGCAACUCCUGUCGGCAGGAGGAUGUCAUCGCCACGGCCAACCUGAGCCGCCGCGCCAUCGCGGACAUGCUGCGCGCCUGCAAGGAAGCAGCCUACCACCCGGAGGUGAGCGGGGACGUGCGGCAGCGGGCGCUGCGCUUUGGCAAGGAGUGUGCUGACGGCUACCUGGAGCUGCUGGAGCACGUGCUGGUGAUCCUGCAGAAGCCGACUCACGAGCUGAAGCAGCAGCUGGCAGGCUACUCCAAGCGUGUGGCUAGCUCCGUCACCGAGCUCAUCCAGGCAGCCGAGGCCAUGAAAGGGACAGAGUGGGUUGACCCAGAAGACCCCACUGUCAUCGCUGAGAAUGAGUUGCUGGGGGCAGCAGCUGCCAUUGAGGCUGCAGCCAAGAAGCUGGAGCAGCUGAAGCCAAGAGCCAAGCCCAAGCAAGCGGACGAGAGCCUGAACUUCGAGGAGCAGAUCCUGGAAGCUGCCAAGUCCAUUGCUGCAGCCACAAGCGCCCUGGUGAAGGCAGCCUCAGCAGCCCAGCGGGAAUUAGUGGCCCAAGGAAAAGUGGGUGCCAUCCCAGCCAACGCAGUGGAUGAUGGACAGUGGUCCCAGGGUCUCAUUUCAGCUGCACGCAUGGUGGCUGCUGCCACCAACAACCUGUGCGAGGCUGCCAAUGCGGCGGUGCAGGGCCAUGCCAGCGAGGAGAAGCUCAUCUCAUCCGCCAAGCAGGUGGCUGCCUCCACAGCCCAGCUCCUGGUGGCCUGCAAGGUGAAGGCUGACCAUGACUCAGAGGCCAUGAAGCGGCUCCAGGCUGCCGGCAAUGCUGUCAAGAGAGCGUCGGACAAUCUGGUGAAGGCAGCGCAGAAGGCAGCUGCCUUCCAGGACCACGAUGAAACGGUGGUGGUGAAGGAGAAGAUGGUCGGUGGAAUUGCACAGAUCAUUGCCGCCCAGGAGGAGAUGCUGCGCAAGGAGCGGGAGCUGGAGGAGGCACGGAAGAAGCUGGCGAUGAUCCGGCAGCAGCAGUACAAGUUCCUGCCCUCGGAGCUGCGGGACGAGGAGCAGAACUGAGCCGCACACCCUCCCGCCCACCGCACAGACUGCUGCCCGCCCGCCUGCCCGCUCCUAUUUAAGACGAACCGCCUCAAGCGAAGGGCUGCCUGGGCUAGACCAGAGCUCUGCCCGCACCCACGGCAACGGGACUAACCCAGCUGCCCCUCCAAGCCGGUGCCGCACCAGCAACUCCGCUUUGCUGCCCAGCCCACCUUCCCACGCACACCCAAGGCACAAUCAGAGCGCUCGGAGGGACUCGGGGUGGGAGCCGGGGCUGCACUGGCUCAGGGCUCACCUGCCAGCCCCGGGGUUUGGGCCCACAGAGCUCUCCACUGCAAGGGGAUAUUUACUUGUGCCUUCCUCAUUCCCAUUUGUGCCCCUUUCCUCUCUCUCUCUUCCGUGCGGGAUGGGGAGCAGCGGGCGGCCAGCCCUCUCCUGUGCGAUGGUGUGCAGGGAGCAGCAUGGUCUGUCGCUGAGCUCCGGCGCAGAGCUGCCUUUCACCUCCAAUGCCUUAUUGCUGGCUGAACCUUCCUCUUCAGUUUCCCUGGGAGGCACGGAGGCUCCCCCACGAGCAUCCUCUUCAGCCCGAGCCCCUCUGGGGAGCAGCAGGGCUGGAAGCCACAGUGCCUCUGCUCAGGAUGGGGGGUGAUGAGAUGAGUUCACCCCUAGAGCUGUUCUCUGCCUUCCCGUGGAGCUUCUCCCCGCCCAUGGCCCCAGCCAGCUCUGCCUUCCUUCUUCUUCCCAAGUGCCUGCAUUGUUUUCCAAGAUCUACAGUAUUUUUGUAACUUUUCCAUUUCUUUAGUAUUGAGCCUGCAGCUUUCAAAGUUCAUAUAUUUCCCUGCCAGCUUGUGCCCUGCCCACUAACACCCAGCUCUCGCCGGGGUCCCGUAGCCCAGUAUCCCACCCCUCCUCGGCUCCGGGACCCCCGUCCCUUCCCCUUUGCACUUGCUGAGUCUUCUCUCACUAUUUUGAUACUUUAAGCAUCCCAUAUUAAACACUGAAGGAAACCAGCACCCCCCCAAGCCUCCGGGGUGGGGUGGGGGUUGCCAGUGUCUCCUCGGAAAGAUGCAUUCAUCAAUAAAAUCUGGUUUUCCUGCA
Myiozetetes cayanensis is the source of this 14118-nucleotide messenger RNA. It is a transcript of the gene TLN1, whose product is annotated as talin 1. The record is from RefSeq and is a predicted model, not a curated record. The coding region runs from base 5413 to 13038 and encodes 2541 amino acids. NCBI's taxonomy places the organism in Eukaryota, Metazoa, Chordata, Aves, Passeriformes, Tyrannidae. Gene Ontology annotation, molecular function: structural constituent of cytoskeleton; integrin binding; actin filament binding. Gene Ontology annotation, biological process: platelet aggregation. Gene Ontology annotation, cellular component: focal adhesion; ruffle; cytoskeleton. The transcript is spliced from 56 exons.